Messenger RNA from Rasamsonia emersonii CBS 393.64, 432 nucleotides. RefSeq lists its product as uncharacterized. NCBI's taxonomy places the organism in Eukaryota, Fungi, Ascomycota, Eurotiomycetes, Eurotiales, Trichocomaceae. The coding region runs from base 1 to 432 and encodes 143 amino acids. The transcript has 3 exons. The record is from RefSeq and is a predicted model, not a curated record.
AUGCGCUUCUCAAUCGCGCUUGUUUCGCUGAGCCUUUCGGCCUUGGCUCUCGCCGGCUCGAGUAACUACCUUAAUCUCUUCGACAAUCCCUCUUGUGCAGGCGAGCCCUAUGGCGAGUAUGGAAUUUACCACAGCGAUGAAUGCCAUACCGGGCAGCCAGAACUUAAUCGGGUGCAGAGUGUGAAUACAGUCCUGAUCGAAAAUGGAUGCUACACCCAACUGUACUGGCACUGGCGUCAUGGUCAGCUCGCCCGACCCGAAUACUUGCAUCAGUGCGAGUUCGCGAAGCGACAAUGUGUCAUAUUGGCAGUCUUUUAUGCUCAAGAACUGCCAGUAGAGCGCGUCAAACGGGACUCUUUUUUUGUUUUUCCCCAGGAUCCAUUAUCGAUGGAUAGCUAUGAUCCUGUCAAGGGUCUCUUCGCCAGGGAUUAA